Messenger RNA from Haliotis rubra (blacklip abalone), 813 nucleotides. Its product is annotated as angiopoietin-1-like. The coding region runs from base 1 to 813 and encodes 270 amino acids. The transcript is spliced from 2 exons. NCBI's taxonomy places the organism in Eukaryota, Metazoa, Mollusca, Gastropoda, Lepetellida, Haliotidae. The record is from RefSeq and is a predicted model, not a curated record.
AUGGCUGAUCCUAGGCUUGACGUGAAGGUCGCUCCAUUUCACCCCAAGCGUGAUCCAUGGGAGAGAGGUCCGGAGAAACAGCUGGCCAGGGGACUGUUGGGAUGUUCUGCUGUCUCAGGAAAUGUGUCACAGCACGGGCGACAUGUGGACGGGCAUUAUCAUUGCAGUGAAGGAUAUUAUUCUGGUUUCGGCUAUCCCGACGGCUACUACAGCAUCCAGCCAACGUCUACAUCUACGCCGUUUCCGGUGAGAUGUAUCAUGGGAUUUAAUGGAAGAACAUUUAUCCAGUACCGUAUGGAAACACCAAUUGCCACUGUCGACUUCAACCGGAGUUGGGCAGAAUAUCGUGACGGUUUCGGGUUGACCGACAAAGAUCACUGGCUGGGACUGGAGAAGUUGUACCACAUUUGUAAACCUCGGACCUUUACACUGAAGAUUGAAAUGAAAUUUGGUGAUAAUUCUUUCAAGCAACAGUACUACUACAACUUUUACCUUUCAGACGAGGCAGAUGGUUAUCGUAUGUACUUUUCGGAGUCACGUGGCAACAGAAUGAGACCAAUAGGAGACUGUUUAACUCCGCUAAAAGGUUCUGCAUUCAGCACAUACGACAGGGAUAACGACAAUGAUGCCGGAAGUUGUGCCGUCAAAUACGGAAGCGGAUUUUGGUUUGACGCAUGCGCAGAGUGUAAUCCCAAUGGUCGUCUGCUUCGUCCACUGGACGAGAAACGAACAAAUGUUUCGUCAGAGGUGUUCUGGACACAUGACCUUGGGGACAAGGUACCCUACAGAAUGCAAAUGUGGCUGACGGUCUGA